AUGUGUCCAAGCCGACUGCACAGGCAGCUCUUUCUAUCACGCCGUGCUUCACCAAUUCUCCUUUCGACCCAACUUGUGGUCACAAUCUGGAAAUUUGAAACUGGCCAACCUUCCAAAAACACAGUGAAAUUUAAUAUGGAAGGCUCUUAUGGUGCACCUGAAUCCGUUCAAAAGAGAUUUGCUCUGCCUGUAGAUUCUGAACACAAAGCCACUGAAUUCAGAUUAUUUUCAGUGGCUGCUCCUCAUAUGCGGGCGUUUCAUCUGUCAUGGGUUUCUUUCUUCGCCUGUUUCGUCUCCACUUUUGCUGCUCCGCCCCUCCUUCCAAUCAUUCGUGAUGAUCUUGAUUUGACGGCCACAGACAUUGGAAAUGCUGGAAUUGCAGCAGUUUCAGGCGCAGUUUUUGCUCGAGUUGUCAUGGGAACAGCUUGUGACUUAGUCGGUCCUCGACUAGCUUCGGCUGCACUCAUCCUUAUAACUGCACCAGCAGUUUACUGUACUGCUAUUGCCAAUUCUGCCGCCUCGUUUCUUUUAGUCCGAUUUUUCACUGGUUUCUCCAUCGCAACAUUUGUCUCGACUCAGUUCUGGAUGAGCUCCUUGUUCUCUUCUAAGGUCGUUGGAACUGCAAAUGGCGUUGCAGGCGGGUGGGGAAAUCUUGGAGGUGGUGCAACACAACUGAUCAUGCCUCUCGUCUUUAGCCUUAUCCAAAAUAUUGGUGCAACUAAGUUCACAGCUUGGAGAAUAGCAUUUUUCAUCCCUGCCCUGUUUCAAACUCUAUCAGCAUAUGCCAUUUUCUUCCUUGGUCAAGAUUUGCCCGAUGGAAACUACUCACAACUGCAUAAAUCCGGAGAUAAACACAAGGAUAGUUUCUCACAGAUUUUCCGUCACGCCGUUACAAAUUACAGAGGGUGGAUCUUGGCUUUAACUUACGGUUAUUGUUUCGGGGUUGAACUUACAAUAGAUAAUAUAAUUGCACAGUAUUUUUAUGAUAGGUUCAAUGUGAACCUUCAUACAGCUGGAAUUAUUGCAGCCAGUUUUGGAUUGUCAAAUAUAUUCUCAAGACCAGGAGGAGGGAUUCUAUCAGAUAUUAUGGCAAAGAGGUAUGGAAUGAGGGGAAGGCUAUGGGCACUGUGGAUAUUGCAGACAUUGGGUGGCAUUUUCUGCAUUCUUUUAGGCAGAGUAGGAUCUUUGAGUGUGUCGAUUGCUGUAAUGAUUAUAUUUUCCGUCUUUGUUCAAGCUGCGUGUGGCCUUACUUUCGGGAUAGUUCCUUUCGUUUCAAGAAGGUCUUUGGGCAUUAUAUCUGGGAUGACGGGUGGAGGUGGAAACGUAGGUGCAGUUCUAACUCAAGUAAUUUUCUUUAGAGGAUCAAGAUACUCGACAGAAACCGGGAUAACACUUAUGGGGGUCAUGAUCUUAUGCUGCACCCUCGCAAUCAUGCUGAUAUACUUCCCCCAGUGGGGUGGAAUGUUUUGUGGUCCAUCUUCUAAAGGUACAACAGAAGAAGACUACUACAUGGGUGAAUGGGAUUCAGCAGAGAAAGAGAGAGGUAUUCACAUGGCAAGCAUGAAAUUCUCCGAAAACAGCAGAAGUGAAAGAGGCAAAAAGGUUGAAUCUGCACCCACACCCGCCAAUGGGACUCCAAAUACAUACGUGUGA
This is a messenger RNA of Fraxinus pennsylvanica, 1653 nucleotides long. NCBI's taxonomy places the organism in Eukaryota, Viridiplantae, Streptophyta, Magnoliopsida, Lamiales, Oleaceae. The record is from the annotation of a GenBank genome assembly.